Pollicipes pollicipes is the source of this 5549-nucleotide messenger RNA. Its product is annotated as intraflagellar transport protein 172 homolog. NCBI's taxonomy places the organism in Eukaryota, Metazoa, Arthropoda, Thecostraca, Pollicipedomorpha, Pollicipedidae. The transcript has 36 exons. Gene Ontology annotation, molecular function: protein binding. The record is from RefSeq and is a predicted model, not a curated record. Bases 91 to 5316 code for a protein of 1741 amino acids. Gene Ontology annotation, cellular component: ciliary basal body; intraciliary transport particle B; axoneme. Gene Ontology annotation, biological process: intraciliary transport.
AGAAGGGGAUCUGAGAUUAAAGUAUUCUAGUGUUGUUGGGCGCGUGGACGCCCGGAUUGUGGCAUUUGGAGGUUGUCUCUGGUGCCCAACAUGAUCUUGAAGCAUCUUAAAACUAUCCUGCCUGCUCAGGACGGCGCUGCGAAGAUCACGGCCAUGACGUGGUCGCACAACAACGUGAAGCUGGCCGUGUGUACCUCCGACCGGGUCGUCAUCAUGUUCGACGAGAACGGAGACAAGAAGGACAAGUUCUCGACCAAGCCGAUCGACGCUAAAUACGGGAAAAAGAGCUACGUGGUGAAGGGCCUGGCCUUCUCUCCGGAUAGCACCAAAUUGGCCAUCGGCCAGUCGGACAACAUCAUCUUCGUCUACAAGAUCGGCGAGGACUGGGGCGAGAAGAAGGUGAUCUGCAACAAGUUCGUGCAGACGGCGGCCGUCACGUGCCUGGUGUGGCCGCUGGAGGGGCCGAUCGUGUUUGGCCUGGCGGACGGCAAGGUGCGCGGCGCCAACGUCAAGUCCAACAAGUCGCAGACGCUCUACCAGACCGAGUCGUACGUCGUCUCGCUGGCGCCCAACUCCAGCGGCACGGCAUUCCUCUCGGGCCACGCCGACGGCGCCGUGGUACGCUUCUACGUGUCCAAGGACGAUGAGCAGCUGCCGCAGGGUAAGAUUCUGACGCACAACGUGCCGCCCUACGCGCUCUGCUGGGCCAACAACCACAUCGGCAUCGGCGGCUGCGACCGCAAGUUCAUCUUCUACACGAAGGAGGGUCGCCUGGGGCAGCAGUUCGACUACGCCCGGGACGACACGGAGAAGGAGCUGACGACCACCGUGUGUAGUCCCAGCGGCCAGAGCGUGGUGGUGGGCAGCUUUGACCGGCUGCGCGUCUUCGACUGGAGCCCGCGGCGCAACCUCUGGGAGGAGUCCAAGGUGAAGGAAAUCAAGAACCUGUACACGGUCACCAGCCUGACGUGGAAGCGGGACGGCUCCCGCGUCGUCUGCGGCAGCCUGUGCGGCUCCGUCGAGCUCUUCGACUCGGCGCUCAAGCGCGCCGUGUGGAACGACCGGUGGGAGAUGACGUACGUCGGCCCGUCCCAGGUGCUCAUCAAGCCGCUCAAGGGCGGCGGUCGCGGCGUCAUCCUCAAGUCCCAGUACGGCUACGAGAUCGAGGACGUCAAGUUCAUGGGUAAGGAGCGGUACCUGGUGGCGCGCACCACCGAGACGCUGCUGGUGGGCGACCUCUCGCGCAACCUGCUCUCCGAGGUGCCCUGGAUGGACACCAGCGGCAACGAGAAGUUCUUCUUCGAGAAUGCCAACUGCUGCAUGAUCUUCAACGCCGGCGAGCUGAGCAUCAUCGAGUACGGCAACAACGAGCUGCUGGGCUCCGUCAGGACCGAGUUCAUGAACCCGCACUUGAUCAGCGUCCGCAUCAACGAGCGCAGUCAGAAGGGUGUCGAGGACAACAAGAAGAUGGCCUACCUGGUGGACCUGAAGACCAUCACCAUCAUCGACCUGGUGUACGGCGUCAACCUGGGCGUGGUGUCACACGACACCAAGAUCGACUGGCUGGAGCUGAACGAGACCGGCCACAAGCUGCUCUUCCGCGACAAGCGGCAGCGGCUGCAACUGGUCGACAUCGAGACCAAGACCAACACGGUCAUCCUCAACUACUGCACGUUCGUCCAGUGGGUGCCCGGCAGCGACGUGGUGGUGGCGCAGAGCCAGUCCAACCUCUGCAUCUGGUACAACAUCGACGCCCCGGAGAGGGUCACCAUGUUCCCCAUCAAGGGCGACAUCAUCGACAUCGACCGCAGCGACAACAAGACCGAGGUGAUCGUGCAGGACAGCCGCCAGGAGUACUCGUACACGCUGGACGAGGGCCUGAUCGAGUUCGGGACAGCCAUCGACGACGGCGACCUGCUGCGCGCCAUGAACUUCCUCGAGUCGCUGGAGCUGACGCCCGAGGCCGAGGCCAUGUGGCGCACCCUCGGCCGGCUGGCCGUUGAGAGCGAGCAGCUGCACAUAGCCGAGCGAUGUUUCGCCGCGCUCGGGGACGUCUCCAAGGCCAAGUACCUACGGGAGAUCAUCAUGCUGGCCGAGCAGGUGGCGCAGAAGCUCGGUCAUGGUGACGGAAUGGACUUUUACGAGGUGAAGGCGCGCAUGGCCGUCUUCAACCGACAGUUCAAGGACGCCGAGGCCAUCUACCUGGACAACAACCAGGUGGACAGCGUCAUCCGCAUGUACCAGAACAUGAACAAGUGGGAGGAAGCGCUGAACGUGGCCGAGACGCGGCGGCACCCGGACCUGCCGCAGCUGCGCGCCAACUACCACCAGUGGCUGAUGACCACCCGGCAGGAGGAGAAGGCCGGCGAACUCAAGGAGCAGGAAGGCGACUACCUGCACGCCGUGCAGCUGUACCUGCGCAGCGGCCUGCCGGCCAAGGCCGCCAGGGUGACGCUCAACACGCCCGACCUGGCCAACAACGUGGGCCUCAUCAACGGCAUCGCGCAGGCGCUCAUCACGGCCGAGCUGUUCGAGAAGGCCGGCGAGAUGUACGAGCGCGUCAACGAGCUGGAGCCGGCGCUCGACUGCUACCGCAAGGGCAACGCCUACUCGCGCUGCGUGGCGCUUGCCCGCUCCAACUUCCCCGCAGUGGUGGUGCAGCUGGAGGAGGAGUGGGGCGACCACCUGGUCUCCAAGCGCGAGCUGGACGCCGCCAUCAACCACUACAUCGAGGCGGGCAAGACCAUUAAGGCGCUGGACGCGGCUGUGCACGCGCGCCAGUGGAAGAAGGCCAUGCAGAUAGUACAGGGGUACAUGUCCGAAAAUCCUGGAGCUGUGCAGAAAAAGAAGAAGAAGAAGAAGAAACAGGCGGCCGGCGGCGACCAGGACAUCUCGCCCUACCUGCUCAAGCUGGGCGGCCACUUCGCCCAGAUCGGCGACCACGCCACCGCCGAGAAGCUCUUCAUGGACGGCGGCAUGUUCAAGGAGGCCAUCGAGAUGUACAACAACGCAGGCAAGUGGGACAAGGCGUACUCGAUCGCGCGCCAGUACAUGCAGCCGGAGGAGGUGAGCCACAUGUACAUCCAGCAGGCGGCCCAGCUGGAGGAGCAGGGCAAGUUCCGCGACGCCGAGAAGCUCUACAUCACCGUGCAGGAGCCCGACUUGGCCAUCACCAUGUACAAGAAGCAGCGGCAGUACGAUCACAUGAUGCGGCUGGUGACGGAGCACCAUCCGGAGCUGGUCAACCAGACGCACGUGCACCUGGGCGGCGAGCUGGAGAACGAGAACAACUACAAGGAGGCCGAGAAGCACUACGUGGCCGGCGGCGACUGGAAGGCGGCGGUCAACAUGUGGCGGGGUCUGGAGAGCUGGGAGGAUGCCUUCAGGGUGGCCAAAAACUCGGGCGGCAACAACGCGGCCAAGCAGGUGUCGUACCUGUGGGCGCGCACCAUGGGCGGCGAGUCGGCCGUCAAGCUGCUGCGCAAGCUCGGCUACCUGGACCAGUGCAUCGAGUACGCCUGCGAGAGCCUCCAGUUCGACUUCGCGUUCGAGCUGGCUAAGGGGAGCCAGGCGAGUAAGACCCAGGAGAUCCACUACAAGCAAGCCAUGGCGCUGGAGGACGACGGCAAGUUCCCCGACGCCGAGGAGGCCUUCAUCCGGGCCGGCAAGCCGCGUGAGGCUGUGCUCAUGUACGUGCACAACCAGCAGUGGCCGGCGGCGCAGCGCGUGGCGGAAAACUACGACCCGGACUCGGUGCCCGACAUCCUGGUGGGCCAGGCGCGCCAGGCGUUCCAGGAGCAGAACUACAGCAAGUUCGAGUCGCUGCUGCUGCGCGCCGGCCGCUCGGAGAUGGCCAUCGGCCUUUACAAGGAGGCCAACAUGUGGCAGGAGGCGCUGCGGGUGUGCCGCGAGUACGCGCCGCACAAGCUGGACGAGCUGCAGGAGGAGUACGACAAGAACGUGAUGAAGCAGACCGGCACCAGCACGGCCAGCGGCGACGUCAAGCUGCUGCUGGAGCAGGCCGCCAAGUGGGAGCAGACGGACGAUGUCGCCAAGGCUAUCGACUGCUACAUGAAGAUCAACCCGUCCAUGACGCAGGACCGCGCCAUCGUGGAGAGGGCCUGGACCAGCGCCGCCGAGCUGGCCAUCAAGUUUCUCGGCGCCGUCAAGGGGCCGAAGCUGGCCGCCGAGCUUGGCAAACGUCUGCUGGAGAUCGGCGCUAACAACGCGGCCGCCCAGGUGUUCCUCGGCUCGGACAACAUCAAGGAGGCGAUCAAGGCCCUGGUGCUGGCCUCCGAGUGGGACAAGGCCAAGAAGAUCGCGCAGGAGAUGGACCCCAGCCUCCUGAAGGCCGUGGAGGAGAAGUACAAGGAGUUCCUCAAGAACGAGGGCCAGGCGGACGCCCUGGCCAGCGUGGACGUCAUCCAGGGUCUGGACAUGUUUGUCCAGAAGGGUCAGUGGCAGAAGUGUAUCGAGAUGGCCAAGGAGCACGGAUCGCAGGUGCUGCACAAGUACCUGGCCCUGUACGCCGCGCACCUGAUCAAGGAGAACUCGCCGGUCGAGGCUCUCAAGCUGUACGUCAAGAACGGCGCGCCGGCCCAGCCGCAGAACUACAACAUCUACAAGUACAUCACGGUCAGCAUGUUCGGCCAGCACGCGCUGGCCACGGCCGAGAGCUACAAGGUGUGGUCGGAGCUCCGCGAGUUUCUGUUUGACUUGGUGGGCAACAUGAACCACCGGGCCGAGGCUUUGGCUCCGCGGUGCAACGAGGCGUUCCAGAACCACUGCUGUUCGUGGCCACAUGCUGCCACCCGGUCGGCCGGCAAUACGAAGGUGGGCUGGGAGAACAUGGCGUUCGUCUGCUGGAACCACUUCCUGGACCUGUGCGAGGCCAUCGAGGAGGGCUCGCUCGACACCAUCGACCACAGCGACUUCGCCAACACGGACGUGCCGUUCGAGAUCCCGCUGCCGCCCAAGGCCAACGUCGAGCAGGGCGACACCGAGAGCGCCAAGGAGUGGGUGCUGGCCGUCAGCAUGGACCAGUCGGUGGAGCAGGAGCUGCCACAGGACGAGCGCGGCUGCUACGCCGCCAGCCUCCUCAACCCGGACGGCAGCAAGUCGCCGCCGUGCGUCGUCACCGGCUACCCGGUGCUCAAGAACAAGAUGGAGUUCCAGUACGGCAAGGUGGCCAACAAGGACGACUGGAACUCGCUGGUGAUGACGGCCAAGAUGACCAACAGCGUGGAGCUGACGGAUGUGCUCCGCUUCGUCGGCACGUGGGCCGGCACCGGGCAGCAGGGCUACGCCUUCAAGUAGUGCCCGUCAGCCGCACCCAGGCCGCCGGCAGGCCCGACCCGACCGGUGGUCUCAUGAGACGCGUUUCUCGCGUCGGCUUUCGCUGAUCUCGUGUUGCCGGUCUGCGUGUGUUACGGGCGGAGGCGCCCGCGCCACCGCCGCGCGGUCACGUCGCCGCUGUUUUUUUCGUGAGGGAUUUCGAACGUUAGCACGUCACACCGCUGUCAUUGUAUACAUUCCGUGAAGCUCGCUAA